Messenger RNA from Laetiporus sulphureus 93-53, 2172 nucleotides. RefSeq lists its product as uncharacterized. The record is from RefSeq and is a predicted model, not a curated record. Gene Ontology annotation, molecular function: RNA binding. The coding region runs from base 1 to 2172 and encodes 723 amino acids. The transcript has 9 exons. Lineage: Eukaryota; Fungi; Basidiomycota; Agaricomycetes; Polyporales; Laetiporaceae.
AUGAGCACGAGGCGUACGAUGAUACCAGCGUCAGCGCCAACCUCUCCUACAGUCACUCGCUCAAAGGCAGACCGCCGCCACCCUCCGGUCACCCCUCAACGCGUCGCCCAUUCCGCUCAUGCGCGCCAAUCCAGUUCCCCAUACACGCCCAUGACCAAUCUCUCCACCCCUUACACUCCCUUUAGCCUUACAUCACUGUCAUCCUCCUCUAACGAGUCGAACCUGCCAACCCCCGCGUCCGAGACUAAUCGCAGGCGUCAUAGCCUGUCACUGUCUCCAGAAGUACUUGUGCAUUCUAGAAGUCUUGCGGACAUAGCAGAAAAUUGGAGGGCCCGCGCGAACGAAAAUGGAAUUAAAGUUGCUCCGAGCGAUGAUUCGCAGUAUCAGGCUGACGAGUCCAGCCUUGAAAUCAGCAUCCCUGUCAUUGAUAAAGCAUUACUUCCUGCCCCUUCUCUAUUUUCCCAACGGCGUGCGCGCGCAUUCUCGCACGCUACGGCUCCGCUGUCCCAGAUUCCCGACCCGACGCAGGCCUACACUCCGAUUCGCGCUUCCCGUCUUCCCGGAAUCCUGAACACACCCCCUCCUCAGCCCUCUUACAGGCUACGAGGGAGCGUAACCGAUCCUGCUCAACCUCGCCGCCGUCCUACAUUCGAACAGUCGGAACUUUUUGAUAUAGAUGAAGAUGAAUUCGCUCCCUAUCCCCCCGCGUUUGCUUCCACGUUGUCCUCGCAAUCACUUCCCCUUACUCUUCACGAAUCGUUCAAUUUACAAGCCCAACUCUCCGCGAUCUCGGAACCCCUGCACUUUUAUCAAGAACAGGUCUAUGUACCGCAGCCUCAGGAGGAAACGAAGGAGUCCGGGUUCGCUUGUUCCGUGUGUGGUUCCACCGGUGGUGCGCUCGCCAUCCUCGAACCAUGCUCUCACCCGUUAUGCUCUGCUUGUCUUACGAGCGCGCUUAAUAUCGUGGGCGAAAAGGACAUGGAGUGCGCCGUCUGCAAAGCAAAGGUAGACAACUUCCAGCUACACAAGUCGCCUCCUGAUACGGGCGGUAUCGACCACAAUGGCGGCCCUCAUCGCAGCGGCUCGAACGUUCAUGAUAACCGCGCAUAUAACGGCCCGGACGUUUUCCGAAGUGAUAUGAACCUACUUCCGAGCGCCUUCGACAACGCCAAUGUUGGCGCCUUCGCAAUAUACGACGAAUUCAUGGAUCGUGCUCAAGGCGCUUCUACUCCGAUUGCAGGUGCUCGUCCCGCACAUCGCUCCAAUACGAAGCAAGAGGAGCGUUUUGUCUUGCGCAUUGAUAAUGUGCCUUGGGACAUUACCCCUCCUGCCAUUGCCACCUGGCUGAAACAUCCCAUUGAGCGCGUGCACGUCCUUCUCGAUCGGAAGGGCAAGACGCUGAGUCACGCAUACGCCGAGAUGGCCAGCCCCGAUGCUGCGAAGGCGGCACUCCGCAGUGCGCAGAAUUCUGUGCUUGGUCGUGGAAAGCGAGCCAGGGGCGUCACAGUCACCAAAAGUAGUCAGGAGGAGCUCAUGAGAGCGCUCUUCCCGUCGUGGCAAGGAAACUUUGACGGUUCCCGCCCUUCCUUGUCGGGUCUAGACAAUGAGCGCGUUAUCUCCACUCUCCAGCGUGGCUUGUUAUCGGAGGCCGACUUGAAUUCGCUCCUGCAUCUCAUUCGUUCACCUGAUAGCCACUUUCUCAAAGUUCCAUCUCUUCCUUUCCACUCCCUUAUCAGCAUUCUGUCGAAGUUCCCAGCCGAUGAUGAUAGUAGAGUAUUCUGGUCUGGCACGUUGAGGGAUGCCAUGUAUGCCGCUGUGCAAGUAUUGCUGGUCCGAGUCGAAGAGAAUCCCCUGUCCGAUUGGACCACCUUAAUGACAGAAAUUGUUCGUGCCGCUAUGGAUUGUCAAGCCUUCACGUCUGAGCAAAUGAACAAGUUAACGGAUAUCCUUGAAGCAUCCAUGCCAAGAUCGACUUCCUCUCCUGUGGGAUCUCGUAGCGAGGAUUAUACCCCGACCCCGCCCAACCGUGAUACCCGAGAGUUUCGCGCUGACAGCAGUGGCGAUGCAAGCGCUAGCCCGGAGCAAGGAACAUACGGGGACUUGGCAAAAGAAUUUGGAGUAGAACCUGACCUGAUCGAAGCCCUGGUCCAACGGCUCUCCGCCCUAGGUUAG